CCCUUUACACAUUUUAGAACGGUGUUUGCAAGUGCUGCCAGCGCUGGUGGUAAAAUUGGAGCACAGCCAAAGUGUGUGCAAGACGAACAGGCUUAUUGUAACAACAGAAAUAUGAGUUGUCAAAGAGGGAAUGCUAGCCGAUCAAGGCCCCCAAAACAUCAAAAUCACAAAGCUUUCAAAAAUGAUAUGCACGACACUUCCCAAAAAAUAAAAUUGAUCAACAGCAUCGAGGUGGUUAAUGUGUGCGAGCGUUGUAAACAAAUAUUAGAAUGGAAGAUCAAGUACAAAAAAUAUAAGAUACUGAAAGCUCCAAUUAAAUGUAUUAAAUGCAGCCAGAAAAGUGUCAAACAUUCUUAUCACAAUAUCUGUUUACCUUGUGCUAAAGAACAUGGAAUCUGUCCAAAGUGUGGGUUGCAAAAACAAGUUAUAGAAGGGAAACCUACCAAGACAGAACAACUUAAACUAGAUGCUGAAGUUCAAGUACUUUUGAAAACAAUGUCAGAAAGAAAACGUAGAACUCUUAUACGUUAUAUGAAUCAGCAAUCAACAAAAGAAAAACAAAAUAAAAACAGAUCCCAAACCUUUCAAUUAGAUACAAACGAAAAGGAUGCAAAUGAGGAUAGCAUAGGUUCUAGAAGCGGAAUAGACUUAUUAUCAGAAUUAAAAUUGUUAGCUAUCAAAGAAGACUAUGAGAGCGAGGAAUUUGAUGAAAACAACAUCUUUAAUAAUGAAACUAAGAAUGAAGAAAAAAAUGAUAAUGAUAAUUAUACUGUGAUAAAAAAAGAUAUAAAUAAAGAGCCUUAAACUAUAGCAUUUUUUUAC
Messenger RNA from Pseudomyrmex gracilis, 822 nucleotides. RefSeq lists its product as uncharacterized. Lineage: Eukaryota; Metazoa; Arthropoda; Insecta; Hymenoptera; Formicidae. The transcript has 2 exons. The record is from RefSeq and is a predicted model, not a curated record. Bases 112 to 804 code for a protein of 230 amino acids.